Erinaceus europaeus (western European hedgehog) is the source of this 2805-nucleotide messenger RNA. It is a transcript of the gene CEP95, whose product is annotated as centrosomal protein 95. Gene Ontology annotation, cellular component: centrosome; spindle pole. The transcript has 20 exons. The coding region runs from base 282 to 2708 and encodes 808 amino acids. NCBI's taxonomy places the organism in Eukaryota, Metazoa, Chordata, Mammalia, Eulipotyphla, Erinaceidae. The record is from RefSeq and is a predicted model, not a curated record.
GGGGUCCCCGGGACCGUCCCAUCUCUGACCUGACCCCCCCUCGGCGGGACUGCGCCCGCGGAGAAGGCCUGGGGGCUCGCAAACGGCCGUCGGGGCGCGUGCGGGGAGAGGAAGUGCUCCGCAGAUGGCCAAUCAGCGGCGAGGAGCCGUUUUAACGUCCCGCCCUCUUCGCCCCCGCCCCUGACGGCGCCUGCUCGCCCGCGGCGGCCGCCCCGUCAGCCCUUCCUGGACACCGUAGCCCGCGCGUCCCGCCGGGAGAGCGACGGCGACCUGAGCGCGACAUGGCCGGCUCCGAGGCUGAGUGGGUAACCAUUGCAAACAACCUUCUUUUGAAAUGUCACAUACACCUGAGAAUACAUGAAUUAGAAGAUUGUGAUGCUAACGUUUUUAUUGCUCUUUAUCAAUCAAUUUUGGGAGAAAAAGUACCAGAUCUCAUAGUUAUCCCCAAGAGUCAAGAGGAUGAAGCUCACAAUGUUCAAGCAGUAAUUGAUUCACUGGCCUUGGAUUACCUGCAGGUCAGCUUGUCUCACAUAACAGGAGAAAAUAUAGUUAAAGGAGAUAAAGAAUCUAUUAGAAAUCUCCUAGAAAUAUUUGAUGGCUUGUUGGAGUAUCUCACAGAACAUAUCAGUGAAGCAUCUCAUGAGAAAUGUGAAACUGAACUUGAUUUUGAAGUAUCCCAUGGAAAUGAACUUCUGGAAGCACCAGGAAGUACUAGAAAUUCCAAAUCAUGGAAAAGAGUUUCUUUUGGGAGGUGUUCUUUGUCAUCGGAGGUGUCGGGCCCCUCCUGGGAUGGAGAUGAAAUAGGAUCAGCUGGUGAGCUCAUUAGACUUGGAGAUACAGCACAUACCUUUUCUUUAAGGAGUAAUGGUGCCCAAGAUCUUAAUGAAAUGGAAUCUCAAAAAGAUGCCUUUACUGAAUCACAUUUUAAAUCACCUGAAGAGGUCUCAAAACCUCCUUCAUCUAGCUUUUUGUCCAAGACUAGGACAUCCUUUUUUGAAGAUGACAGUCCUUCUGUGGAUGUGAUUCCAAGUGCUAGGAAGCUAGGGGAGCCUAUUCGGCCUGCCAUUCCCUUACAGCCACCCUACCAGCCUUCAGAAUCUCGAGCGCCUUGCCCCAUAGGAAAAGAAUACUUGCUUUCAAGCUACUGCUCACCUGAUAUGAAUCAUACUGAAGAGGGCACAGAAUUGUCUGUGGAACCAGAUAGUAGAGUCCUGUUAACUUCCAAAUUGACUAAGGAUAGCCAACAAGAAAUAAAUCCAGCUAAGCCCCAAGGCCCUAGGACAAGGAAGCUUCCCAAAGGAAAAAGAUAUGAAAACAAAACUUGGGAUUCCCCUAUCUCCCACAUGCCAACCAAGAGGUUCACAGGACAAGAAUUACAUGCAGUAUCAGAGAAACUUUCUCAACGCCUCUGUGAACUAGAUCAGAUGUUAAAAAGUGCCCUGGGUGAUCAAGUUAAAGUGAAGACUGACUAUGAAGAGAAUAUUGGAAGUGAAGAGACUUUAUCUCAGCACAGUGACAGCGUCAUGGAGUGUGGGCCAAAAAAGCGAAGGCCAGGGCUUGCCAGGCAUAGAAGGCCAUCCCACAGAUCUUAUUCACUCUCUCCAUCGCCAGUUAACAAACACAAACAAAUCCAUCUGGACAGAAAAAGGCAGCAAAAGCCAAAAGAAACAGAUACCCGCCGAUUCCAAGCAAAGGCAAUAACAGAAGCAUUUGAAAGGGAAUUAAGAAGAAAUAAAAUUCAAGACAAUAUUGGACUUCUAGAAAUAAAUGAGGAGGAGGAAACAGACAAAAUAUACAAAGAAGCUGUCCAUAAACGAACUCCAAAAUAUAGUCAGCCCUGGAAGAUUUACUCUAGAAAAACCACAACACAGAGUCCAAGAAGUGGCUUGCCCAAGUCAAAUAAAGCAGUUCCAAUGCAAAUAAAUGAACAUGGCCUCCUGCCCCUGAUGCUGGAGCGGCUUCCAUUUCUCUAUGUUUCUGGCCAAACGCUAACCAAGAUGUGGAAACAGCAAAUGGCUCAUAUUGAACAACUUAAAAAAGAUGCACGUGGAGACAAACAUUCAAAGAAGAAAUUCCAGGAUGAAAUAGAAGAAGCCUUAAGAAGGCAUGACCUCCUUACUGCACUUGUCAAGAAAGAAUAUGAACAUAGCAAGAGACUGCAAGACUUGAAGGAACGCAUUCACAGGCAGAAGUUGACCCAAUCAAAGAUAAAAGAAAAUCGGCAGCAGAUAGUUCGUGCCCGAAAAUAUUACGAUGACUAUAGAGUUCAGUUACGUGCAAAAAUGAUGAGAAUGAGGACUCGGGAAGAAAUGAUAUUUAAGAAACUAUUUGAAGAUGGUUUGCAAAUUCAGAAACAAAGAUUACGAGACCUAAGAAACUAUGCCAAAGAAAAGAGAAAUGAACAAAAGAGACACCACCAGGAUGAACUGGAUUCAAUGGAGAACUACUAUAAAGACCAGUUUUCACUACUGGCAGAAGCUAUAUCACAGGAACGUCAAGAAAUUAGAGCCAGAGAGAAAUCCCAGGCCCAGACUUUAAACCAAGUGAAGAGGGAACUGCGAUCUAAGAUGGAGAAGGAAAUUCAACAGCUACAGUACUUGAUAACACAGAAUGACGACGAUGCUUUCUUCCGGGAACUAGAAGCAGAGCGCUUCCGAUCCCGGCUUCAUCUCGCUUCCUUUCAGUACAGCAAAAACCCUUUCCCAUGAGGCCAGACUUUCUAAGUGAGGUUUCUGAAGGACUUUAUCAGAGCAGAACUGUAAUUGAGCCAAUAAGCAAUCAUAAACCAGAAGAAUCACUUCUAAA